AUGAACUCCCUAUCCAAAUCACUUCCUCGCAUACCUGCCUCGAGCCGCUCCUUCACUACAUCUAUCCGUCGUCUCGCUCAAGAACCUGCUCCUGUCGACCCUCAAGCUGCCAAGGAAACAAAAGUCAGCGCCAACUACAGCAACCCUCAGAUCCGCAAGCCCCGCAGAGGUCCCUACGCAGACUCCCCCUUGCCAGUCUUCCCCCUCCUAGCCAUCUUCUUCACCGGCUCCUUCCUCUUCUAUCAAUUGUCAAAGUCCAGACAAGGCCAAGGCAAAUCUCACUACGUCCUGCCUCCUCGAGACAAGAAGCCGCCACCCGCCAAAGAGUUCAACUCCAACCUCCACUCCGAACAUUAA
This is a messenger RNA of Aureobasidium pullulans EXF-150, 357 nucleotides long. RefSeq lists its product as uncharacterized. The transcript has a single exon. The record is from RefSeq and is a predicted model, not a curated record. Lineage: Eukaryota; Fungi; Ascomycota; Dothideomycetes; Dothideales; Saccotheciaceae. Bases 1 to 357 code for a protein of 118 amino acids.